Schistosoma haematobium is the source of this 3636-nucleotide messenger RNA. RefSeq lists its product as uncharacterized. Lineage: Eukaryota; Metazoa; Platyhelminthes; Trematoda; Strigeidida; Schistosomatidae. The coding region runs from base 567 to 2693 and encodes 708 amino acids. The transcript is spliced from 11 exons. The record is from RefSeq and is a predicted model, not a curated record.
CUCAUAUUUUAGCGUUCAAGGUCGUUGGAACAAAACCGCGAGGGUUUUUAGUGAACUUGACAAUACUGACAUACUGAUAUAACGUACUUAGUAUGCGUAUCCUACAAAAAUAUUUUACCCAAAGAAGUCAUAUUAACUUAUCUACUUCCUUCAAAUAGAUCUCAAAAUUGUCUCAACUUGUGAAUCGAAUAAAUAACAUCAUAUCAUUGAAGAUUGGUCCCACAUCAUUCAUCAUCACGAUGGCAUCGCCUUCGUUACUUGGAGGAUGGACUUUAUCACACAUGGUGCGCCUGAACUCAAUCCAAAUCUAGAAAUGUCUUGAUCUGACCGCUUCUGAAUUGUCGAUGUGACGCAUCAAUCAUCUUGCGACAGUUUGACCUUCAAGUGCUCGCAACCUUCGUCAGCGAACGAUAUCCCUGAAGCGUUGCCUAGGAGCGUUGCCCCAUUUUACUGUCCUCCAACUAUGUCGAAACUAUUCGAUUUUCGUAGUUUAGUAUCGGAACUGCGAGCCGCUGAAGGUCGUUAGUCGGGUCUUCGUCCACUGGCUUCGAGGGAAGUACAGGUGAAUGCAUCACACAACAUACCUUGCUAGAAGUCAAUUCCGGAAUACGAGACUUCUCUUUCAUGUCUAUACCCAAAAGAAGUUAGUGGAACAAUGUUUUAACAUAACGUAUCUUGGUGCCUUUUCAAAUACUGUUAAUAAAGAAACUCAUAUGCUAUUUAAUACAUGUUCCUUUUCCGAGAGAUCAUCGUGGUCAAAACAUUGUCCACAGUUCGAUAAUAUCCAAUUGAAAUGUCUACCGAUCGACAAUGGAUCCAAUAGUAUACGAUCUGUACCAAAUGCUUGUUUCACACGUGUCAGUCCAACCAGAAUAGACAAUCCCCGCGUAGUUUUAUUUUCUCUUGAUGCACUUAGUUUGCUAAAUAUUCGUCAUGAAGUUAACCAUCUUGAUGAACAAAACUGUAUAGAGAAAACAGGAGAAACAAAUCAUCUAGUUGAGUACUUGUCAGGAAACAAAUUAUGGCCUGGUAGUGAUCCCACAGCUCAUUGUUAUUGCGGGUAUCAAUUUGGUAGUUUUGCCGGUCAACUUGGAGAUGGUGCAGCAAUUUCACUUGGUGAAGUGAUCAAUAAACAAGGUGAACGUUGGGAAUUACAAUUGAAAGGCUCAGGUUUAACUCCAUUUUCUCGGCAAGGUGAUGGAAGAAAAGUAUUACGUUCCAGUUUACGAGAGUUUCUAUGCUCUGAGGCAAUGUAUUAUUUAGGCAUUCCAACUACUCGAGCUGCAUCAAUUAUCACAUCUGACACUCUGGUUGAACGUGACAUGUUUUAUACAGGUGAUAAUAUCACUGAAAAAGCCAGUAUAACUAGCAGAGUAGCUAAGACAUUCAUCAGGUUUGGAUCUUUUGAAAUAUCUAAGUCCCCAGAUCCAAUUACUGGACGUUUCGGACCAAGCGUUGGUAAUUUGACAAUUGUAUCACAACUUACUAAUUAUGUAAUACAGCAAUUUUAUCCUCAUAUUUGGUCAGAAUAUUCAAAUGAUAUUAUUAAUUGUUAUGUGGAAUUCUUUAAAGAAGUAGUGAAACGUACAGCUAACCUAGUCGCUCUUUGGCAAACUGUUGGAUUUUGUCAUGGUGUAUUAAAUACAGAUAAUAUGAGUAUUAUUGGCUUAACAAUUGAUUAUGGACCAUUUGGUUUUAUUGAUCAGUUCACUUGGGAUCAUAUAUCGAAUACAUCGGAUCCAAAUGGACGUUAUUCAUAUGCUCAACAACCAAGUGUUUGUGCAUGGAAUUUAGCCCGUCUAGCUGAAUGUUUAAUUCAAGCAUUAAUUGAUCAACAGAAAUGUUCAUCUGAUAAAGCAACGAAUAAAGAAUGCAUAUCUGUUGAUAAUCUUACAAAAAAAUUCACUAAUGUUUUGGAUACUACAUAUAUGUCUUGUUUUAAAAGUGUCUAUUUGGAAAGAAUGCGUAAAAAGUUAGGUUUACUUUAUGCCAAGGAUGAAAUAGAUACAGAACUUAUUCAAAAUUUAUUUAAUACAAUGGAAAUGACUGGUGCUGAUUUCACAAAUACAUUUUUAGCUUUAGAAGAUACUUUGUCACAAGUUGUAUAUCAAAAUAAUGCAGAUUUAUUAAAACCUGAUCUGAUUGUUCAAGAAUGUUGUAGUUUAAGUCAAUUACAAGAAACAUUUGAACCGAUUAAUAUGGAAUUACAUCGUCAACUAUCUGCAAAAUUUACCGGCAUUCGUGAAAAUAUCAUAGAUCAACUAGAAGAAACGAAAAUUUUGAAAAGUAAAGAGAAAGAAAAACUAUACAAAGAACUAGAGCAUAUCACAGAACAAGAAUACCAAGAGAGAAAUAAACGUCUAUGGUCUAUUUGGUUACAAGCAUACAAAGUACGUUUAGAAAUUGAUUUCGAAGGGAAUCAUGAUAAUACAAAAACACAGUUCUCUGAACGUUUAAAUUUAAUGCAGUCUGUAAAUCCUCGAGUAGUUCUACGCAAUUAUCUUGCCGAAGAAGCUAUUAAAUCAGCUGAUAAAGGAGAUUAUACAGUUGCACAACAAUUAUUCAACUCAUUGACCACACCUUUUAAAAAUCCUGAUAUGUCUUUGAAUAACGAGUCUUUUCAUCUUGUAUCCCGGGUUAAAUACCGUCCUCCUGAUUGGUCUCGUAAACUACGUGUUUCUUGUUCAUCUUAACAGAUAAUAACAUGUAAGCUUUGAAAAUAAAUAUCCAUCCAUAGUGUAUUUUAAUAUCUUGCUUCAAUAUACGAUACUCCCAGAUGUUCAACAAUUUGGUUUUAAAUUUCAUUAACAACUACAUCAAAAACACUAAAUAUUAUACCUUUGUUUUAUACUAUCACUCAUUUGUGUCAAGUUACUGUGUUGUUUAGGAGCUGUAUUUUGUUAGUUGGCUUCCGAUUCUGUUGUGCUUCCAAAAAGAAAAGAAUAUGUUCUUGAUUUGUGUUGGGGUUUGUGUGAUCAUGCCGUUACUACAAAAUUAGUUGUACUAUCUAGUUUGUUAGUUGAUUAGUUUGUCCAUAUUUGUUUUAAGACCAGUGACCUUCUUCAUCAAAUUGCAUAACAACUAAUAAACAAUAAUCAGUAACUUAACACCUAGUGUCCUAAUGGGAAAGUGAGGAGAAAAGGUAAAUUCAUUCUCUCUUCACACUCAAAAAGUAUACUAUAGUAUACCUCGAAAACUCGAUUUCACAGCAUUACAAAUAGAAAAUUACCACUUAUACACAACCCAGUCAUAAGUGAUACAAAAAUAGAGUAAUGAAGACAUAAUUGAUUAGUUGUGUCUAAUACCAUAGGGUAUAUAGUACGAGUUUGUAGAUUAGGCAAAAGCUAACGAUUAGUAGAAUAUAAGAAUCCCAUAGUCCAAACUUCUAUUAACUAUACAAUAAAAGUAUAAGCAACUGUUUCUCGUUUAAUAGUUUUCGAAUCCAAUCUUCCUGAAAUCCUCUUCUAAAUAACACGUUCAUAUUAAGGUCAGUAGUUACAGGAAGCUACACAUAUCAACAGAUACAAAGCACACUCUUACACUUUAUUACAUAGGACUUCGAUAGUCCACUUUUUUCUUAAAACUAAACACUUGAAAUACGUGAUUGUUUUGAUUCUUGUCCACUACAUAUUUUUC